CUAGACCCUUUACUGCCGACCAAGUCCUGACUGACGAGGAAGUGGAAUCCGCUAUCGCUGUGUUGAGACACACUGCUGAUGAGUACACCAUCCGUGAGAAGAUGAAAGUCACUUUCAGUUAUCGCCAUGCCAUGGUCAAUGAUAAUGACAAAUCAGCAGAGGUCUUCUCAGUAUUUCCACGGUUCCUGGACACACCAGGACUGAUAGAACAGGAUUUCAGACUUAUGUUUGGUGAGCAGACUGCCAACAAUUUCCUGGAGAGGUGGCCUACCACUUUCAAAGCAAAAGUAAUUAAGGAAAGCCAUGGACUGGUCCCCUCCACAGACCUUCUUGAUUUGAUGCGCAACGCUGAGACAUCUACUGAAGUCGAAAAUGGCUGGGACAGUGACAUGUCAACCAUCAUACUGCUGCUACAUCUGCUACCGCCAUCCGCACAGGGACGAAAGAGGCCAGGGAAGAUCUCAGCAUCUCAUGCAGUAGAUCACCUCAUCAAAUUCCAAAAGACGGGAACAAGCGUGCAGCAGCAUCUUGACACCAUAAGUCAAAGCAGUCAGCCCUACCUCCUUGCUCAGGGACCCACAAAAAGCAGCAUUACCUCCUUCUUCAUUGCUAUCGACAAGCAUGCACUUCCAUGCAAAGCAACCAGCGCAGUCGGAGCCCUGGAUGAACUCUUUAAGGCCCACUACGUCUUUUGUACAUCUUACAGUCCUGUGUUGAAUAAUUUCUUCACUUUUUUGCAAACCACCAUUUACAGCAUUGAUGUGGGGGAAACGAAGGAAACGCCAAGAAUCGCAGAGUUGCGAGUGCGAAUGGUGCGUUAAACAAUGAGGUGCUUUCUUUGCAGCAAAGAACUUGGUGA
Messenger RNA from Eleginops maclovinus (Patagonian blennie), 859 nucleotides. RefSeq lists its product as uncharacterized. Lineage: Eukaryota; Metazoa; Chordata; Actinopteri; Perciformes; Eleginopidae. The record is from RefSeq and is a predicted model, not a curated record. The coding region runs from base 102 to 821 and encodes 239 amino acids. The transcript is spliced from 4 exons.